GCGGGGUCCCUCCCCGUCGGGGCGCAGCCUCCCCCUCCCAAGUGACGGCGAGGGGGGACGGGGCGUCGCCUCCUCCGGCUCCCGUUGCGCCGCACCUCGCCCGAAAACUCUUCCCACCGUCCCCAUCCCGGGCGCCGGGGCUGUCCCGGGCUCCGCGGGAGCUGCCGGUUCAACAGUGUGACCACUUUCUUGGUUCAUAUACUCACAGCAAAGCCUUCAUCUGUCUCAUGGAUUAUAGAUCUAAAUUGAUGGCUUCAGUAACAGAUGCCAGAUACAGGCAGAAAGAUACUUCAGAUCAAAAUUUUGAUUACAUGUUCAAACUCCUGAUCAUUGGCAACAGCAGCGUGGGUAAAACAUCCUUCCUCUUCAGAUACGCCGAUGACACUUUCACACCAGCCUUCGUUAGCACAGUGGGAAUUGACUUCAAAGUGAAAACAGUUUAUAGGAAUGACAAGCGGGUGAAACUACAGAUUUGGGAUACAGCUGGACAAGAAAGAUAUAGGACCAUCACUACAGCCUACUACCGGGGAGCCAUGGGCUUCAUCCUCAUGUAUGAUAUCACCAGUGAAGACUCCUUCAAUGCAGUGCAGGACUGGGCCACACAAAUCAAGACUUACUCCUGGGACAAUGCACAAGUGAUCCUGGUGGGAAACAAAUGUGACAUGGAGGAUGAAAGAAUUGUUCCAGUGGAGAAGGGGAAACAUCUGGCGGAUCAGCUAGGUUUUGACUAUUUUGAAGCUAGUGCCAAAGAAAACAUCAACGUAAGGCAGGUGUUUGAGCGUCUCGUGGAUAUAAUCUGUGAAAAGAUGUCGGAGAGCAUAGAAUCAGACCCUUCCAGGGGCAAUUCUGGAAGGAGCAUGCGACUCACAGACAACCCACCCCCUUCGCAGCAGAACUGCUCGUGCUAGUGACCUUUCUCGUUGAGAAACGUCCUUCUUUCCUGAUGAAAUUUUAUCUUUUCAUUUGUGGUGACGCAUUAUCAUGUAGUCCAAAGGCAGAAGUCUCUGUUGUAGGAAACUGGUAUGUUUGUUUAAUGUGCUGGAGUGUUAAAAUUAUAUAUUUCCUCAUCCAAUAACUUAAAAAAAAAUCUGACUAUAUAUUGUAAGCGCACCUAGUGUUAAUGUGAGUUUCACAGAAAAAGAAUUGUAUAGUGUUGCAAAUGUUAUUAUCGCAGAGAAUUUUGCAUUUGUAAUUAUAAAUUCCUCUACUGCAGAAAGAGUUUUUUUGUCAAGAACAGCAGGAAUUAUAAAAAAGUCAAAAGGGACCACGUCUAAAAGAAAAUGGGGACAAAAAUCUCUUAUAAAGUAAGAAUUUUGAGUCAUUGUCCUCUAGGCAUAGAUCUCUGUUUUUCUGUACGAUGGAGCAGAAAGCAGCGUAUUUCUAAGGAGAGAUGAGGAGGGAGUGUGCAUGUGUGUAUUUUGUGUUAAGCCUUUAAACAGCAGCAGAGCACAUAGAAGAAUCAAAGCUGUGAGGAGAAGGAGGAGGAGGCCUUGCACCACACCUGCAUUUCCCUGUGCUCUUGGCUGGUGUUGGGUGAAGGAUCAAGAGCUUUCCUAGGGGCUGCCCUUGCCUGCAGACUUCUCCCCAGUCACCACUAAUAGCUUGCAGAGUUCUGGGGGUGUUGCUGUGUUAGGCUCCUCACUGUCCCUCAUCGUUUGUUUCUAGAGGCCCGAGAGCCCAGUGUCCUGCAGCUUUCCCCCUCUAUCCUGUAGUUCUACCUCUCCAGGUUUGGAUCUGCUCUGAUCAACUGCUUGAUGGUGGAUUUGUUGCAGGAAGAAGGAAAGGAGGAAUUGGCUGCUGCAUGCUUAGUUGGAGGCUCAGUCUGACACGUAAGACUUGGAACAGCACUGUCUCAGAAAGAUUAAAAUAUCGUGAGCCAAAAUGUGAGUGUUGGCAAAUAUUAGUGCCAGUAUCAUUAGAUUUUCUUUCUGCAUUUUGUUCUUGAUUUAUUUUUUUACUUUUGUGCUAGAUGGGUGUGUGUUUGGGGUAGUUUUUCUGGUUUCAGAUUCAACCACAAAGUAUGAAUUAAAAAAAAAAAAGAAUGAUUAAUAGAAAAUAACUGCAAAUUAAAAAUGGCAAAGAUGUCCUGUUAGAAUUACUCUAUGGACAUUUUGUCGCAUUGUUGUUUGAAGGGAGGAAUAGUUUCUAAUACUUAACAUCUGAAACAUUCUUCUACUUCCAACAUCCCUAAAAUGACAAGAUUUCUACACCUGUGUGUAGAACUCUGUGAGUAUUAGCCACAGGCAGAGGUUGUAUUUCUCUGAAAUAUAUGGAGGAGCAGCUUUUUCAAAUCUGUGAAUUACAUACACUGUAUGCCUGUAGCAUCACACACCUGUUUGCGCAUCCCAGCUCCAAAAGUGAUUGCAAAUUGUGUCUGUAAAGGUAAAUUAGGUGGAUACGGAGAGUUUGCUGUCUUGAGGUGCAAAUUUAUGGGUUUAUCCUAGGCCUUUGACCCUCUGACUGAAGAGACUUUCCGAUGUCAGAAACUGGAGUUGAGUAUCUGCCCACUGCACUGUAAUUUGCUGGAUUGUGACAGCAGCGAAUGCUUUUGUAAUCUCAUUCUGUUGUGUCUCAAAGUGUAAUAGUUCUAAGAAAAAAAGCACAAUAUUCUGGAGGAAAACGCAACUACAUUGGUGUAGUUUGAGCUCAUUGUGCUAAAGGCUUGAUCCCUUCGUUCAUUUGUAUGUUGCUUUCAGAAAUCUUUAUUGUGACGUACGUGUUGAUCUAGUACUGAAACUGCAAUUUGUGCAGUGCUAGGAAUGUGGCUAUUGUAUCUGAACCCCUGAAGUGGCAAAAUAAACAGAAAUGAGUCACAGCUGUGGCCAGUGAGCUUCCAUGAGCUAUGUUACCAGCACUAGGCAAUUGUGUGCACUUAUAAAGAAAGUAUCUUUUAAAUGCUUUCGAAAUACCUUGAUCUUUUUUUGACAGGGUGAUGAUCCUUAAGCCCAUCAGUCAGGAAUCACUAGGGAGAUUUAAAACAGAGUGAAGAAUUAUUUGGCCAAUAAAUGCACAGUGCAGUGUUUAAAUUGUAGCAGAAGCAGGUUUAGGGCAACUUGUGCAACUAGCAAAAAGAAAUAAAAACUCCCACAGCAGGCAGUGAUGAUUUUGAGCUGUGCAGCUAUAAUAGAGUACCAUGGUGC
Cuculus canorus (common cuckoo) is the source of this 3140-nucleotide messenger RNA. RefSeq names its product RAB3B, member RAS oncogene family (gene RAB3B). Gene Ontology annotation, cellular component: plasma membrane; endosome; synaptic vesicle. The transcript is spliced from 6 exons. Lineage: Eukaryota; Metazoa; Chordata; Aves; Cuculiformes; Cuculidae. The record is from RefSeq and is a predicted model, not a curated record. Gene Ontology annotation, biological process: protein localization to plasma membrane; regulation of exocytosis; protein secretion. The coding region runs from base 228 to 908 and encodes 226 amino acids. Gene Ontology annotation, molecular function: GTP binding; GTPase activity.